Esox lucius (northern pike) is the source of this 3307-nucleotide messenger RNA. It is a transcript of the gene slc1a5, whose product is annotated as solute carrier family 1 member 5. The record is from RefSeq and is a predicted model, not a curated record. Gene Ontology annotation, biological process: L-aspartate import across plasma membrane. The transcript is spliced from 8 exons. Gene Ontology annotation, cellular component: plasma membrane. Lineage: Eukaryota; Metazoa; Chordata; Actinopteri; Esociformes; Esocidae. Gene Ontology annotation, molecular function: L-aspartate transmembrane transporter activity; symporter activity; neutral L-amino acid transmembrane transporter activity. The coding region runs from base 116 to 1711 and encodes 531 amino acids.
CCACAAUCCAGAUAACUAUCGGACCCGGCGUUGGCUGUGCUUGUGUUCAUAGAAGUCUGGUAUUUAUUUAAACGGUAUAUUUUUUAGUUACCAAGGUACGUUUGGGGCUCACACAAUGGCAGAAAAGAUAAAGGGGAAAGCAUCCAACGGAGAAGCGCAUCUCGCGGAGCCGGUAGCCAACGGACUAAGCCACAAGAAGUGUUACAAUGAGACUAAAUCUGAGAAAUUUAAACGGUUAUUCCUGGCGAACUUGCUGGUGAUUCUCACAGUGACCGGAGUGAUCAUCGGGGUGUUUAUUGGACUUGGUGUGCGCCAAAUGGAGUUGAACAGAACGCAAAUCCUUUACGUGGGCUUUCCAGGUGAAUUGCUCAUCCGGCUGCUGAAGAUGAUUAUCAUCCCUCUGGUUGUGUGCAGUCUGGUGUCCGGGGCGGCCAGCAUUGACCCCAAAGCCCUAGGCAAGCUGGGCGGCUGGGCCAUGCUCUUCUUCUUGGUCACCACCUUAAUUGCGUCAGCCAUCGGGGUGACCAUGGCUUUCAUCAUUUCCCCCGGAUCAAACACCGGCUCCAAACCGAUAUUGUCUGACGACGGUGAUCUGCCUCAGUCGAAAGAAGUGGUGGACUCCUUUUUGGACCUAAUCAGAAACCUAUUUCCCUCCAACUUGGUGUCUGCUGCCUUUCAGUCAUAUGCAACCAGCUACAAGUUUGUGAGCAAAAAUGGCACCAAUGGGUUGCCCAACAUCACAGUUGAGAAGGUUCCGUUCGGUACAGAUCAAGAUGGCAUGAAUAUCCUGGGUCUGGUGGUGUUUGCCAUAGUGUUUGGUGUGGCCCUGAGGAAGAUGGGAGAGGAGGGAGAGAUCCUCAUCAAGUUUUUCAACUCCUUUAACGAGGCCACCAUGGUGCUUGUGUCCUGGAUCAUGUGGUAUGCCCCCCUGGGUAUUAUGUUUCUAGUGGCAGGGAAGAUUGUGGAGAUGGAGGAUGUGGGCAUGCUGUUUGCCAGCCUGGGAAAGUACAUUGUCUGCUGUAUCAUCGGCCAUGCCAUCCACGGCCUGUUGGUCCUGCCAGGCAUCUACUUCCUCUUCACCCGCAAGAACCCCUACACCUUCCUGUGGGGCAUCUUCACAGCCUUGGCCACCGCCUUCGGAACCAGCUCCAGCUCGGCCACUCUGCCCCUGAUGAUGAAGUGCGUGGAGGAGAAUAACGGAGUGUCGAAGCACAUCAGCCGUUUCAUCCUACCCAUCGGCGCCACGGUGAACAUGGACGGCGCCGCGCUGUUCCAGUGUGUGGCGGCGGUCUUCAUCGCUCAGCUCAACAAAACCCCACUCAACUUCAUCCAUGUCUUCACCAUCCUGGUGACAGCUACGGCGUCCAGUGUGGGAGCGGCAGGGAUCCCAGCCGGCGGGGUGCUGACCCUGGCCAUCAUCCUGGAGGCUAUUGGACUGCCCACCAAUGACAUUUCACUCAUCCUCGCAGUUGACUGGCUCGUGGACCGUACCUGCACUGUUCUGAACGUGGAGAGUGACGCCUUUGGAGCCGGGCUGCUACAGUGGUACGUGGAUCGCUCUUCUGAGCCUGACGCGGUGGAGCUGAAGGAAGUGAAGAUGGAGGGCGGCGAACCGGCCGAGCCGGAGCAGUCGCCCCUCAUCGAGAAGCACAGGGGUGCUGGCAACGAAAAGGCCGAUGUCCACAUCUCUGAUAAAGAGUCGGUCAUGUAGAUGCUAUGUAAUCUAUGACCCCUCCGGUUGACCCCCUGAACCGAGCCUCUCCAUACUUGACCACCCAUACAGAAAUGAGGCAGAGGAUCUUCAAAGACUUCUCCAUUCAAAAAAUGAUUCCUCUCCUUGUGUCCUCACUCUUUAAAAGAGACUAAGAUCAGGUUGUGUGGCCAAGGGGAGUGGGAGCUGCAUGUUCUCAUUUACAAGUGACAGUAUUUUAUUUUUAAGGUUGGAACCCUUUGGCCAUGACCUGUCUGUCUCUCUCGCUCUUUAAUAUUUCUGUAGCCACCCUAUAUAGUCUUUUUCUCAUGUUUUCAAUAACGGUGCCUACUUAUGUUUCUUUGUGCAUAAAAUGGUAUGAAGUAGCGACACACUAGCCAUCUUGCAUCGCUCUGUAUAUGAAGAAGAAACCAAAGUUAUGACACUACGAUCCUGUAUGUUCUGGCUUCCAGUAUGAUGAACCAAAUGAACAACCAUCCUAAGAGACGUUCUGCUCCUGGAAAAAGGAACUUUUUAAUGCAACAGACUUUCCAUGUAAUAUGACUCCUCAUUUCCCUUUUUUUUUAUCCCACAUUGUGUCAAUUCAACCAGCAGUUGUUCUUACCUAGUACAAGGCAACUAAAAAGCUCCGUCAAAAUGAAGGCCUUUUUCGCCUACUGGUUUUUCUUUUCCUCGUUUUAAUGAACGGUGUUUCACUCCUUGAACCGUGUGGCAUCCACUAGGCUUGGUAACAGUAACCGGAUUUUAAAUGUCUUGUAUUUAUUGUGGCUUGGGAUUUUUGUGAGCAGGGUUAAAUUCUAUUUAUCUCUGACAAGGGUUAAUCUUUAAAGGAAGGGUCCUUGGCUGUAAGCCAUUUAUCAAUAUGUAUUUAUUGACUCUUAAUUUGUCUUUUUGUAUUUAUUCCUUGAUUCAGACAUUAAAGAAACACUCAGCCAAUUGUUAUAAAUUGUCUCCAAAUUAGUUUCCCUUCAUUAAGUGAAGGAUGUCCUUUCUCCAAAUCAUGAACUCACUUGUUUUGUUCAUAGGUGUAUUUUGCUAGUUUUUUUAUUUUAUCAUUAUUGCUUUUUUUUGUUUUCCAUAAAUGUUUUGUCCAGAUGUUGAGUGAGUGCUUUUGUCCUCCCCUCAUUGUAAAUGAAUAAUGUUAUGUGAUCUUGACAUUUGUGACAUCCAUUCAUUGAUAUUCUGCAUCCAUACUGCUGGAAAGGCAUUUGAACAAUGUCAGUACUUUUUCAUUGUUUGGUUAGAUUUUUCUGGACCUUAAAAGCCCUCCUGGAAUUGAUAUGCCUCACCUCAGAGGCCUGGAAUAACCUUGUUUACCCGUUGUGCUUGUAUUUAAGGCUAAGAAAACAGAACAAUGUAUACUGGCAUUUGUUUUUAAAAAUGUGUCUGCCUUUUCUCUCUGGUUCUCUGAAAAUUUGGUAAAACAACAUUCCACAGGGUCACUAAAGUGCUGUGUGUGUGUGUGUUGUGUGUGUCUGUAUAUGUACAGUUGUACAGGGUGUAUGUACAGGGUGUUGGUGGCCUGUUUAGUUAACCACCAUAGGUACUAGCUUUACAAAAUGGUGAUAAUUAGAAAUAAACCAUUAUUACAAUGAA